AUGUAUUGGUCUUCCGUUGAUUCAAAAAUUAUACUACUACUUGCUGUUAGCUUCACAUCAUAUUCUCGAUUUGUACAUGGGAAAUUAAAAGGGCGAAUUUGUGCAUAUGGUGAUAUCGAUCGUGACCUUUAUACUGAUAUAAUUGUUCAAGAUAAUGACAGGCUAAACAUCUACUUUCAGAAUGAAAAUGGUGAAUUUUCUGAAGCGGGGCACAGCAUUCAUCUUGGCUCAACGCAAACUGUUUCCUGUGCAGUUGGAGAUUUCAAUGGUGACUCUGUCCCUGACCUACUUAUUUCAAAGAAAAAGUUAGAUGCUAGUCUUUUCUCAUCUGGUGAAAAAGGGUAUGAAUCAACGGUAUAUAUUUAUUUAUAUAAUUCUUACCAACCAAUUUAUUUGGAUCCGACUGUACUAGACGAGCUUUCGAUAAUGGAUGUCAAUGGUGAUGGCACUAGUGAUGUUGUGGGAUUUUCUAAAAAUGGUUCCUUAUUUUGUCUCCUGGGUUCAUCAUCUGGGAAUUUCUCUUCUUGUAAUCAUUUUUUCAAAGGGUUCAGUGCUAAACCGUAUGAGCGUUUUUUGCAUUCUUUCAUAGAUAUAGAUGGAGAUUUGAGCGCUGAGAUAAUUUUUGGUACCGAACGCAGAGGUCGAUUAAAAAUGGAAGCAUGGAAACGAAUAUCGAAUGAAAUAUGGAAAUUAGAUGAAACACUUAUUGCUGAUUUACCAUUGGAAUCGUGUCCUACUAAUCACUUUGGUGCUGUGUUAUUUGCUGACUUUGAUGCUGAUGGAAUUGUGGAUAUUGGUUUACCAUGUUGUGCGGAUUCCGCUUGUCGGAAAGUGUUGGUCGUCAAUAUGUGGAGUCGUAAUAUUGGAGUAUGGCAGGAUUUUCACAUAACUGGCCUUGAAGGUUCUGACUUGGUAUCAAAAAGAGAUGAAGGAAAUGUGGUUUUUCGUGUUGGUGAUUUUUCACUAGAUGGUUAUCCAGAUUUAAUUGCUCUUGUUCGAGAAAAAACGCAAAAUCCCAUGAUUCUAGAAAACGUGCCAUGCACAGAUUGUAUUUCUAAUGCAUCUAGGAGGUUUGAAUUGCGUACAAGUCCGAGGCUUAUUCAGCCUGCCGAUGUUUCUUUGGGACAGAUCCAGUUAGCGUCAUUUUUUGAUUUGAAAGAAGAUGGAACCCUUGAUGUUGUUCUGGAAUACAAAGACGCUGAUCAAAGUAUGGCUGUUGAUUUCAUCAAAUGCGAAGACAAGGGGGAUACGACGUUCCUAAAAGUGCAAGUAUUUUCAAGUUCUUGUGAUCAGUUUUGUGGUUCAACAAAGACCAAAAUUGGUAGUGGAAUUGCAUGGCACGGAGCUUGUGUAAUGUUCAUUAUGUCCGAUUCAUGGGGUCACGAUCAGGUUGGGUCACAGUGUCAAAUGCCACAAACCACUCAUCGUGCGCUUCACACACCAUUUGCUUUAUUCGGUCUAGGAAGGUCACCGAAUUUUGUUGAUUACGUGCAUGUUGGUUCGCCGCGUAUGCCACUGAUAAAUCGCGUAAAUUAUGGAAAUCAACAUUAUUACCUGAAACAAAUAGUGCCUAACUCGCGGCUGAUUGUAGUGCCGCCGAAAGAUGAUGGAAUAUACUGGCAAAGCAGACUAUAUCUCACUCCUAGUCAGCUGAUAAUACAGUCGUUGAUGGUAUUGGUGUCAGUUUGCGUGAUACUUUUACUGGUCGCAUCCUUCCUGCAUUAUCGAGAAAGACGUGCUGAUAAACAUGAACGACAGGCACAGUCUCAUCGUUUUCAUUUUGAUGCUAUGUAA
Molecule: messenger RNA, 1794 nt
Organism: Thelazia callipaeda (thelaziosis nematode)
Lineage: Eukaryota; Metazoa; Nematoda; Chromadorea; Rhabditida; Thelaziidae
Source: the annotation of a GenBank genome assembly